AGGAAAUGGAAAUGGACAAAGAACCAUAUGAUUAUAUUUUUAAAAUAAUUAUUAUUGGAAAUGGUAGUUGUGGGAAAACUAGCAUAUUAUAUCAUUAUUUGAAUGGGAAAUGUAAAGAGAUGUUAUGAAAGAAAUUAGAACCGAAGAAUGUAGCUUAGACUGUAGGUGUUGAGUUUUCAUCGAAAAUGAUUUAAAUAAAAGGGAAAUCCAUUAAAUUGUAAUUAUGGGAUACUGCAGGUUAAGAAAGAUAUCGAUCUAUUGCAAGAACAUAUUAUAGAGGUGCAUUAGGAGCAAUUUGUGUUUUUGAUGUGACAAAUGCAGAAUCUUUUUAGAAUAUGUAGUAAUGGAUAAAAGAUGCAAGAGAUUUUGCAAGACCAGAUAUAUGUAUAUUAGCAUGUGGGAAUAAGAUAGAUUUGAUCGUAUUAAAUUUAUUUUAAAAAAGGAAUAAAGAAGAAUUACAGAAAGUUAGGUUUAAAAAUUAGUAAAAGAAUAUUCAAUAGAUUCAUACUUUGAAACAAGUGCAGUUACAGGGGAAUAAAUAGAGAAUAUGUUCAUGACAUUAUCAGGAAAAUUAGUUUAAAGGAUAGAUAAUGGAUUAAUAGAGAAAAACGAUUUAAAACCAAUUCUAUUGGCUACACAUUCCUCGAAAGAAGAAGCAAAAGAAUAAACUUGUUCUUGUUGACUUUGUGUGUACAAUUAUAUUUGCAAAUUAC
Messenger RNA from Paramecium primaurelia, 713 nucleotides. The record is from the annotation of a GenBank genome assembly. Lineage: Eukaryota; Ciliophora; Oligohymenophorea; Peniculida; Parameciidae.